AUGUCUUCCUAUGGACAGAUGCUUAGCUCCCGCUGUGCUGCACCAUGUGAAAUGACGUGCCCGCAACCAUAUAUCAACUGUUGGAAUGAACCAUGUAUCAGCUCAUGCGGAGACUCAAGAGCAAUCGUGUACGCACCACCCGUUGUCGUGACUUUCCCGGGACCCAUUAUCAGCUCGUGCCCUCAGGAAAGUAUUGUGGGAACUGCCAUGCCUGAAAUUGAGGGUCAGAUGGGCUCCGGAGGUGGAGGAAUGGGCUCCGGUGGUUCUGGCGGAGGAAUGGGCUCCGGAGGCGGAGGAAUGGGCUCCGGCGGUGGUUCUUAUGGUGGCAUGGGAGGGGGCUCAUGUGGUGGGGAGGGCUCAUGUGGUGGUGGAAUCUCCCGUUUGGGAAGUUUUUACCGAAACUCAUUUUUUUCAGGGUUUGGCAGAAAUUAUUUCCCUUUGUAUUCCAGAGGGUACUAUAGGUAUCGCUAUGGAAAUUAUGGGCCAUUUUAA
Gavia stellata (red-throated loon) is the source of this 492-nucleotide messenger RNA. Its product is annotated as beta-keratin-related protein. Bases 1 to 492 code for a protein of 163 amino acids. The transcript is spliced from 2 exons. NCBI's taxonomy places the organism in Eukaryota, Metazoa, Chordata, Aves, Gaviiformes, Gaviidae. Gene Ontology annotation, cellular component: intermediate filament. The record is from RefSeq and is a predicted model, not a curated record. Gene Ontology annotation, molecular function: structural constituent of cytoskeleton.